This is a messenger RNA of Mycena citricolor, 3688 nucleotides long. The record is from the annotation of a GenBank genome assembly. NCBI's taxonomy places the organism in Eukaryota, Fungi, Basidiomycota, Agaricomycetes, Agaricales, Mycenaceae.
GAGGUCACGAGCUUGAUUCUCUUCUCCACAGACCAGUUGAAACCUUUACACCCAAGUAAUGUUGUGCAUCGCCCGCCGCCGUUCAAUCCCAACUACUAUACUCCUCCGCUCUUUGACCACAGAAACUUACUCUACACCGGACGUCCCUCCCCCUCCUCCCCCAGCGCCGAAGCCCACCUCUAGAUCUCGGUCCCGCCUGUACCCGACUCCGCGUCCAGCAGAGCCUCUUCCUUACUCCCCCUUACCCAAUCUUCCGCCGACAUUUGGCCGGAAUCAGCUCCUCCCUGUCUCAAACUCUACGCGUGCAUUAUUGGAAAGCAUCGUUGACAAGUUCGAUGCCCCCAUUCGAUAUGCGUUCGCGUAUGGUUCCGGCGUGUUUGAACAGGACGGGUAUCCGGUGAAGGGGUCACCGACAGAGGGCCCGAUGCUUGACUUUAUGUUUGCUGUGACGCACCCUGCGCACUUUCACUCGAUCAACAUGCAUCAGCACCCCUCGCAUUACACGUUGCAUGCACGUCUACUGGGCUCAUCGUAUGUUUCAAGGGUGCAAGAAAUUGGUCCAGGAGUGUGGUUCAAUGCAUAUGUGCCGAUGAAUGGGGUGACAAUCAAGUACGGCGUGACGACAGUUGACAACCUCUGCUCUGACUUGCUGAACUGGCAAUCGCUUUACCUCGCUGGUCGAAUGCACAAGCCGUUGCGAAUCAUCAAGGACGAUGCGCGUGUGCGAUUGACCCAACAAGUCAAUCUGACAUCUGCUGUUCGAGCCGCACUGCUCACGCUGCCUGCGGAGUUCUCAGAGACCUUGCUAUUCGAGCGCAUAGCAGGAAUCAGCUAUAUGGGUGAUCCACGCAUGCUCUUGCCAGCUGAGAACCGGAACAAAGUUGCCAACAUCGUGAAGGCCCAGGGGCCCCAGUUCAAGGAGCUGUAUCAUCGUUUGGUCACCGGUCUUCCCGGUGUCCAUUGGCCGAUGUAUCUCUCCACCAUCAAACAGGACGUCAGCCCUCAUGCUCGAGCUGCCCAUCUCCGCAAGUUGCCUGCCAACUUGUUAGCUGGUGUGCGGAACAACUUCGAUCGUCUUGGCGGAAACCCGUAUGAUGUUGACGAGAGUGCUUACUGGAUUCGGUUGGCGAGUGACGAAAAGCUUCCUGCUACUCUUGGCCAUGAAUUGAGGGAGAUCGUACGCUCCCCAGCGACUGUACAGUCACUCAAGGGAGUCGUCAGUGCUGGCGUCGGGAAGAGUCUUCGGUACAGUGUGGCAAAAGUGGGCAAAUGGUGGAGUAGCUCUUCGGCCAAGAAAGAGACAUAGAUUGGGGAUGUGGAAUAGAUGGGAUUAAUCAAAGUGUAAACAUCAUAUUUAGUGUAAAUUCUACCAUCGAGUGAAGGCUAUAGUAUCUCGAAGGCUAGUUACUUGAACUUCCCUUGUACUCUGCUGGGGCCGGUCCAUGUGCUGUGCCUUACCGGUGAGUUGGUUGUCAUGGAGAUCAAGCGGGUCACGCCGAAGAUCGACUUGAAUCAACAAUCGUUUGGUCAACAUCUUCAAACCUUGUCAAGUUCCAAGUACCUCUGCUGGCUGUUGUGCUUUCCGUUCUGUUCUCUGCCCCUUCUAUCCAGUGCUUCCUUCCCUCGCUGUUCUUAUCUUGGGCCUAGUCCCUUGAACUCUUUGCUCUCUUCUCUCUGAGACUACCUGACAUGUCUCAGGAAAUGUACGAGACAGUGGAGGCGUCCCCUGCCACCAGCCGCACAGUCGCCAUCAUUAAGAAUCAUGCUCUCCGUCACCGGUUCGAUAUCGAAAAGCGUAUACAGGAGGCAAGCUUCGAGAUCGUGAAAGAGCGCCAGAUGGAGUUCGACGUCGAGACGGAUCCUGAGACGUUGGAAGAGCUGUUUGGAGAGGACGCACUCUCUUUGGGGGAGGGUCCGGUAUGGGUCUAUGUCCUCGAACGCAGACGGGCGGUCGAAGUUUGGCAAACGCUGAUGGGCCCUCGAGACCCCGAGGUGGCUCGAGAGGACGCUCCCAACUCUUUACGCGCUCUUUACGGCAUGAGCCUCGUGUCGAAUUGUCUCAUGGGUUCCCCGGACGUACAGACUGCCGAAAUUCAGAUCGCUUCUCUUUUCGCCUCCUCGCCGCCCUUCCGGACCUCGGAGCUACCUGAUGUCGACGGACAAGGGCAGUUCGACACUUUGGGCUCUGUCUCGUCGUCGGUGAUGGAUGCCCUCAGACGCACGGCCUCCGAUGAAGGCUAUGCGCCCUCCAAUCCGUCCACGACGAGCCGGUCGGGGCCGGGUGGCAAGCUCCUCUUCAAAGCACGCCCUAUUCCUGCCACUCAUACCGCACCCGACAUCGUCCCGAGAACAACCCGUGCUGCUUCUCUGCGCGCUGGAGUCGGUGUCGGCGAUCGGAGCGGGCCUGCGGCACCGCGCGCACCGAUCUCGAAAGAGCGGAUGGCGCAGACCUUUGCCAACGUCCCAGGUCAUAAACGCGCGGCGUCCAUCGCGGUGGCAUCAACGGCCGCGCCUGUGAUUGCUCCUCGGAUGACCCGGGCGGCAGCGCUGAGGCUGGGACUGCCUCCACCGGAGCCUGUCAGGAGGGCCUCUUCUGGAGGAACGCCCCAAGGCACAUUUGAAGGGGUUGCAGGUCACAAACGUCGGGAGACUAUUGCUGUUGCCUCGACCCAGGCCCCGGUUGUUGCGCCGCGACUGAACAAGAGUGCUGCUCUGAGAGCCAGCAAAGACCAGGCCCCGCCCUCAUCGUUCCAAUUCCGCAGUCCUAGUCAACCGAAAGUCCCUGGACUUUCGCGCAGCAACUCGACGAGCUCUCUCUCAGGACGUCCUUCGCGUCCGUCUUCCGCUGCGUCGGUCGCCCCGCCGAGCCGGCCUCCUUCCGUUGCACGGGCGACGUCCGUGUCCCGGAUCUCCGCUGUUCCGCCUCCCACUCUUUCCGCCCGCAACGGCUCUAGUACGCCCACUGCCGAAGUACCGUCACGUGCCAAGCCCAGACCAAGCAGCAUUGGCGCUCCGACCAUUGCCCCUCGGACCAAUCGCAGCGCAGCGCUUCGGGCCGCCAAGAAGGAGAUGGAAAACGCCGCGGCGUCCAGUGCUGCUGCUCGGAAAGGCUCCCGUCCUGCUCCCAGGCCCAGUGCCAUCUCCACGUUUUGAAUAUUCUCUUAUCUAUCGGGAAUUUGGAAUCAACAUUGCUACUUGGAAAGUGCCUAUACUUACUCACCUACUGCAAAGCGCUAGACGCUAUUGAUUAUGUCUUUCUUAUUGUGUUUUUAUCCUCCUAUCCCAUGUAUCACACGAGUUGUCGCAAGAGCUCAAUCAAGCCUCGCUCUCGCCCCUUCUGAUAAACACCCAUCCAAAUUGUCGGAUUUCAUCUCCCUUGUCUCCAAAGUACAGGUCGGUUUCAUAGGCCCAAUGCAAAGUCCCAGUUACAACAUCCCGGAUCCCUUGUAGAAAGUGCAGCUCAUCCGGCGAUAACACCACCUCCGGCUUGACCUCUUGCCGCGUGAAGAUGUUCCACAAUAGAGUGGCGACCGAGACCGAAGCCGGAGGGGCAGGACAUAAGUGGGUCGCGUCCACAUCGAAGGCCUCCAUCGACUCUUUGAUGAUGCCAAAUGUGUGGUUCACUGCACCCUGGACAGAAAAGCUUUUCUCUGUACACAGGAUGGAGACGACAUUGAACGGAUUCCCC